Molecule: messenger RNA, 5343 nt
Organism: Cutaneotrichosporon cavernicola
Lineage: Eukaryota; Fungi; Basidiomycota; Tremellomycetes; Trichosporonales; Trichosporonaceae
Exons: 4
Coding region: 1-5343 (1780 amino acids)
Molecular function (GO): protein binding
Source: RefSeq, a predicted model, not a curated record
AUGACACGGUCACAGGUGGGCCCUCCCACUCCCAGUCCCACUUCUUCCCCCUACCCCUUCCCAACCAUCGACGACCGCGUCCAACAAAGCAUCGACCUUUGGGCGCGCAACCUCCGCACACUCUUCGACGACGCACGGGAACGCUUCUCGGAUGUGUCGUGGGAGACGGAUAUUGGCGACCGCGUGUGGGCACAUAAAGCCAUCGUCUAUGUGCGCGCUCCCAAAGCUUUCAAAGACCGCUAUUUCAUCACCGGGGCCAAAAGCAUCACGCUCGCGCGCUCGCCCACAAGCUUAAGCGGACCCUCCCCAACACCCUACCUCCUCUCCGCAAGCUCUGCUCACGGAAGCCCCUCUCCCAAUCCAUGGCGCGCUGCAUCGUCGUCCCUCUCGGUCGACACGGCAGGGAGCGAUGGCACGCUUCGCGCGCCGACCGUCAGCGUUGCGGGCUCGAGCGCCGACGGCGUGCUCCGUUUACGACACGAGGACGCGCCGGAGCUGUUCCGUGCCCAGCUCGAAUGGCUGUACACGGGCGAGGGGUUUGGCGAUGUCGUCGAGUGGAUCAGCGGCGAGCGUGAAGGUACUUCGAACACGUCUCUUCGCGAUAGUCUGGGGCGGCGAGGAGACGUGUCCGAGCGCCGAGACAAGCUCGGCCAGGACCUCACGUACAUGUGGACGAGCAAGCUGUACUGCGACGUCCGGAUCCAUCUCGCCUCUCCAGAAGGCGAUGGGUAUGACUCGGACAGCUCUGGCGCGUCAGACGACUCGCUUGCAGCAACGGUCAUCUUCACCGCACACCGCUUCAUGCUCAUCAGCCGGUCACCGUACUUCGCCACCCUGUUCCUCAACGAAGACUUCCGCCCCUCCACUGCCGACGUCCACCUUUCCACACCUCCCUUUACCCCCGCCGCGCUCCACUUCUGUCUCGGGUGGAUGUACGCUGGACACCUCGACUUCUCCAACCGCUCGUACGACCUCCUCACCGCCUUCCAGAUAUACCGCGCAGCCGAAUAUCUCCAACUCGACUGCCUGGUCGAGGAGAUCGAGUCGCGCAUCGUGCACGACUUUUGCGAUGGUCUCGACUACAACAGGUGUCACUGCCGCCGCUGCCUCAGUCGUGUGCCUCGCGUUUGGCGCUUCGCCGGUGCCAGCGACGUCGGUGCGCUCGAGUUACAGCGUCGUGCGCGUCGCUUCAUCCUCCGCGGAUGGGGCGAGACGUGGGGCCGUGAGAUUGGGAUGGCGGAAAAGGCAGAGCGCGAUGACCUCGUCAGAGAUGUCCUUUCGUCCAUGACGCCGAGCAGCGUCGUCGGCGCAUUCCGCGCGAUCGCAAACAUCCGCCGCCGCAUCGACCACUUUACACAUACCCGUGGCGCAGACACGACCGGCUGGGUCGAUUCCAUCAACGACAUGGUCCAGCCGAUCCAGCGACGCGCGCGCGAGUUCCUCGCCUCCAGCUUCCCGCAGGUGUGCGAGUCGAAGGAGCUCUGGGACCUCUUCUCGGGCAAGGGCUUCGCGGACGAGGUACUUGACAUCUUCUGGCGCGAAGUUGUGGAAAUGACCGGCCGAUCCCCGACGUUCACCGUGGCUCCAGUCGUAUACGAGACGAUCGUGACUGCACUGCUGCGCAAGGUCGACCCGAAAACACUCGAGGCUGUACUUCCGACCCGCUCGGCAAAUCGACACAAGGUUGAGAUGGCACGAGACGCAGUCCUGAAGCAUAUCAAGAAGCGUUGGGUUUCGAUCCAAAACGAGGGUGGCUUUGUGGCGCUCAAGGGGCGAACCCUUCAAGAGAUCGCCAGCGCUAUUGAGGUGCCCGCCAAAGAGCUCGCCGCGACUCCGCAGGUCCCCUUUCCACGCGUGCGCGACAAUGGAUUCCCCCGAACAACGUCACGAGCACAAGGUCUGGGCGAUCGCGUCCGGAGGACCUCUGCUCGCAACUCGGUCCAGUCUGACACAGCGACAGAGCCGAACGGGCUACGGAGACUGCGCCUGUCAUCCUCGGCGUCAAUCACCAGCACUACCUCGACAUCCCGUGCCCCAAGCGCGCCGCAGCGGCCUGCACCAACGGGCCCUCAAGCCCGCUCGCCAACCGCAGCUGGCAGGACACCCGUUGUGUCAGUGGGGUCCAAGCGCGGCCUUCGCUCGGGCCAGAACUCGCCCACUCCCAGCCGACAGGGGCAAGUGAUGAGCGGCCCUCCACGCCCGCUCCUUACGGGUGUGGGUCGCGUCACGCGUCAAGGGUCUGCUAGUAGCAGGCCGUCCUCACCUGCCAUCAGCUCCCCGCUAUCACCCGCUGUGCGCGCCGAAUCGCCUGCUCCACUCCGUCUCCCCUCAUCCUCCAGAACGUCAUCUCUCGCCUCUCACUCACGCAACCCCUCGUCCACAUCCCAACCACCCACUCCCACAUCCCCAGUCCAGAGUAUACGAACCCAACGAUCCACAGCGUCCGUACGAUCUGCCGCGUCACGCGCGACCGCUGCGUCAACGUCCAAGGCCAGGAUGCCAGCUGUAACGGCCAGUUCCACUGCGGCCAAGCCGAACAGCAUCAAACCCGUGCGUGGCGAGAGCAGCGCGGCCAAGCCGGCCUCGACGGUGCGCCCGAGGACCGUGUCGACUGCCGAGGUCAAGCCGAGUCGCGUGAGCGACGCAGCGAAGCCGACUCGCCCAAUUGCGUCGUCGAGCCGGCUCAGCGACACGGCAGUGACUCGCCAACGGACCGUCUCCACGGCGUCCAAGGCGCCGGACGUGACUGCGAGAGCACGCACCGUCUCAGCGGCACGUGCUGAGUCCUCAAAGCUCACAUCAACCCUCGCGACGCGGACUCGUGACCUCUCGACAACGGCGCCUUCGGAAACCAAGCCUCCAGCGGUGCGGAAACGUACGGUGUCGACAGCUAGUCGCGCUCCCGAGCCCAAACCUACCCCGCCAACGCGGACGCGGACACUAUCGACUGCGACCACCAGCACCGGUCCUGGAACGGCUGCCGCUGCGGCUGCGUCGAGGCAGCGCACAUUGUCAGCGGCGAGUACCCGCUCCCGUGCACCCAGCAUGUCCUCCCUCGCGCCGAGUGUCGGUACCGUGGCUAGUCGCACGUCGACAAUGUCAUCCGCGAGCACAGCGGCCAAGGCCCGCGCGUCGACUGGCUCGAUGCGGACCACUGUGAGCUCGAGCAAGGCGACGCCCGUGCCCAAGGUUGCGGCCAAGCCGACUGCGGCAGCUAGGGCGACGCCGGCUGUCCGGCCCACCCCCAGCACUGCAGCGAAAGCCGGCCCAAGUACCGCAAAAGCUUCGUCCAGUACGCCAGCCAAGGCCGCCUCCAUUGCACCCAGCAAGGCAGCUUCCAUCACCGCCUCGAGACCGCCCGCGCUCAGGACCUCGGCGUCGACCAAGUCGCUCGCGUCGACCUCAUCACUCGGCGCCCGCGCGUCUACCGUCCCGCGAACGCCCACCACCUCAACCAAGACGGUGACACCGAGCGCCUCGUCUUCGCGCCUCACCACGACGACCCCACGCACCCGUGCCACCUCGCUGAACACGCAAGCAACGCCUCCGCCUCGUCCCCGCACCUCCUCCUCCCACACGCCAUGGAAGCGUGCAACGCCUCUUCCGCCAACCGUCGCCGGCGUCGCGGGCCAGCGCGCGCCGCGCCAACGGCCGAGCCUUCGCUCAUUAAGCGGGAGCACGGAAGGGCCACCCGAGGCGAUCACGCCGCGCGUGAGCGACGCGACCGAGCCGAUCCUCGUGUUAGACGAGGACAACGAGCUGACCUUUGAGCGCGAGCGCGAGCGCAAUGCGGACAAGGUCCCACCCGUCCCGCCGAUCCCCGAGAGUGUACGGCGGCGGAGCACCGCCGAAGUCGUUGUCGAGGUCAGCGUGCCUGAGGAGAAUGAGGAUGAGCUGGCGGAGGAGCUGGCCAUCCCGCAGGUCGUCGAGGAGGCGCCGAGCGACUCGGAGAGUGUGUACGAGAAUAGCGCGUACGACGAGACGGCGUCGAACAAGGACAGCGCGUACGCUGAGUCGGACCGGGACAGCACGUACCAGGAGUCCGUGGCGUCUGCUGUGCGGUCUGUGGUUUCGCAAGAGUCUGUCGCCUCCAAGAAUACCGCUUCCGAGCGCACAGAGGACGAGCACGACGGAUCUGUCAACGGGAAUGUCGAGCGGUCGGCAGAACAGUCUAACGGCGCACUGGUGGACCAGCCUGUUGACACUUUGGUGGACGAGGCCGAGAUGGCCGCAGACGCGGCAGAGCGCACGACACCUCCGGCGUCAACCCACGCGCCGUCGCCUAACGGCACACCGACGCCGAGAGAGCGAGGCCGAGACACAGAACCGCCACUCAUGCUCAACAGAGACUCUGAGCGCGAGGCCAAGACACCCACGCCGGCCUCGCCGUUCCCACCAAGCCGAACGCGCACGCCAACCGCGUCGUCACAGGCUUCUCUGACGUCGCAGGCCUCAGUGGCCUCGCAUUCAUCUGCGUCGCAAAGACCCCAACCGUCGCACACCUCGCUCGCGCCGGCGCCAGCUCUCCGCUCACCCGUAUCUGCGGACCAGCUCCGCCCCGUCUCUGAGCAUCUACGCUCCCCCGCGUCGACGGACCAACUGCGUCCUGCCCACCUCCGCUCUCCGCCUACCACGCGCGCUCCACUGCCAAUCCCCACCCUUCGCGCGCCUGGAGCCUCACCCCCUUCGCCACCCCGCUACCUCUCCGCCAACGCCCGCUCCCCACGCUCAUCCUACUCGUCGUCUCCCAUGAGCGUCAUCUCCCGCGUCGCCAGCGAAUCCGGCUCCCUCCGCUCCCUCAAUUCCGGCUGGCACCCCGCCCACGCUUUUGACCCCCCCAAGAAAGCAGCGGCCCCAACCCCCCUCCCACCCCCUCCAACCCCUGAGGAAGAAGACGGCUGCGAGCCCUACUCUGGUCUCGGCGUCCAUCUACACAUUGGUAUCCCAGCCAUUGUAACCCGCGGCCGGCGCCGUUUCCGCGCCAACGUAAAAUACCUCGGCACGCUCGCCUCCCGCUCUGGUGCCUGGGUCGGCCUCGAGAUCCAAGACCGCGAGUUGGGCAUGGACACUCUACCAACCGGUGCCAUUGACGGCAUCAGGUAUUUCCACUUCACCCCGCCCCCCGAUGUUCCAGGCGACAAUGACAAGGGCGACCGACUACGCCGUAUCGCCAUGAUUGCUGACGAAUUGCGCCGCACUCCAAACCAGAAUCAGAACAAGCUGGGACUGGGCCUGAUGCGCUCGGCCAGCCCGUUCUCCAUCACGGACGGCGGACCGGAACGGCCCCGCGCCAUGUUUGUGCGUCCGUCAGACGUCUUGUUCGUCAUGGGGAGUGGCGAGUAA